Lobosporangium transversale is the source of this 665-nucleotide messenger RNA. RefSeq lists its product as hypothetical. The transcript is spliced from 4 exons. The record is from RefSeq and is a predicted model, not a curated record. NCBI's taxonomy places the organism in Eukaryota, Fungi, Mortierellomycota, Mortierellomycetes, Mortierellales, Mortierellaceae. Bases 128 to 541 code for a protein of 137 amino acids.
CAACAUUCCCGAGACAUGAACGAGCCCACAGGACAACCCAUUUCAAAUACAAAUGGUCUUGGAGCCCGAGCGAACUCGGAUGCAAGACCUGUACAAGGACCAGUAGGAAUAAGAGAUAAUACAAUCCAUGGCAUUCACACAUUCACGGUACCCCGCGCAGACGAGGGUGCGUAAGGCAUUCAUCCCAACCAUACUAGGACUACUGAUCGGCUGGUACUAUGAUGCAGUUGACGUGUUGAUAUACAGGAGGGAUCCCCGCAUCAGAGGAAACUUUUUGACAUUUUCACUUCUGUGCUGGGUGAUCAUGCUCUCCAUCUUCUUCUAUCUCGAAUUUAUCCGCCCUGUGUUAAGGAAGAAGCCUACAGAGUACGUCAAUUGGGAAAAAGAGUUUCUCUAUCCUAUCCGCAUAGCAACUGCUUCUCUAGUCAUGGGCUCAUUCGGAUCAACUAUCGCACUUUGGCCAGUCUGGCAUCUAUCAACAUUCUUUGUUCUUCCUCUCAUUGCUAUAGCCAUCAUCAGUGUUCUAGGUGUCUUUUUUUAGCAUCAAUACUCAAUCGGAUUUUUUUGUCCACCCUCUCUUAAUUAUUAUUGCGACCAAUAUAAAUAAACAAUAGAAACCCACUGCACUGUUAUUUCUUUAUCAUUGAACUGAUCCCUAUCUAGUA